GUCAGUGGGAGGCAACCCUCAGCCCUACAAGUCAAGGUUCACCGUUGUUGAACUGCCUGGACUUGAGAAACUAGCGGAGCAGUCGGGGUACAGUGCACUCUGGGAAGGCCCACAACUCAGCCAGGCUCUAGUGGCCUUGAAUCAGGUUGUUACCUCCCUUGCCCAACAUUCCUAUCCUGACCGUGUGAUAGACUACGGGUAUGUAUGUGUGAUGCUCAGAUGAAAGUUAAACUUAUAUACUAUUUCUGAAAAUACUAUGGGGCCAUCCAUAAAAGACGUCCACCAAUUUUUUGCUAUUUUUACCCCCCCCCCUUUGUCCACUUUUGACUUGAUCCCCCCCCCCGACCCCCAGUUGUGGACGUCCAAAACAUGAAAUGUACCGAACUUAAAUUAAUGAAUAAUUUGGGAAAAUGUAUAACAAUAUAAAGAGUAUGUAUUUACAAAGAUUUUUUUUAGAAAUUCCAAUUAUUUGCAGGCAAAAUUCUAAAUGAAAUAAUAACUGUUCAAAAACAUUUUAUUGAAUCACUGUAUUAAAAAGUGCAAUAAACAAAUAAUCCACCAUUCUUCAAUCAACGAAAAAUUCGGACUGCAGCCAUUCAAACAUGUUUCGUAUAAUGACAACAUCUGUUCUUGAGUCUUCAAUUGCUAAUUCAAUCUGAGUGGCAGUCUCUUCGUCUGAUUUGUCUGCCAUAUUAUGUUCACUAGCAGGAAUAUUGCAAUUGACGACCUUAUGUUUUUUCAUUGCCGCCUGUGAUGGGAAAUAUUUAUCGCAGAAACAUAUUCUCUUGGAAAUUCUCCCAGCCACCGAUGGACAAUAGAGAUCAAAAGGCAUGUUACUGUAACUGUGAUCGGGCAGUAAAUUUGCAGUAAAUUUGUGCAAAACUGCUGCACUCAAAAAAACACUACAAUGUGGACAUCCACUUUGUCCGAAACCCCCUCCCCCCCUUUGUCCACUUUUUGCUGAACGCCCCCUCCCCCCUUUUGUGUGGACGUCUUUUAUGGAUGACCUCUAUGGAGAUGAUAUAUAUUUUUUGUUUUAAAAAUGAAGCUUGCAUGAUAGUUUUUGUUGUAAUUUAAAUAUAUGUAAAUGAAUAUCAAACUAUUUAUUCAAAUACAUUCAUAAGGCAUGGCUCAAGAGACAAUGAUUGAUAAAGAUCAAUUAUUUACUUUUGUGGUUUUUCAAAUAAAGUUUUAUAUAGUGCUUACUGCAUCCAUGAUAUAAUUUCUCUUUUUUUUUUUUUUUUUUUUUUUUUGCAUUUUCAUCAGUGCAUUUUUUCAUUUAUUUUUUCUCUUAUAGGGAGGUUGUUCUAUUUAUUGUAAUUCACUUCAUGUGACUAUCCAUAAACUGCAUCUCUGUAUUAGCAUGUUUCAUACUGAUAUUAAAAUAACCUAUACAUAUAAAAAAAAAAAAAAAUUUUAUUUAAUAUUUUUUAUUUCAUUUAACAAUCCAAUCACUGGUGUUUCUUUCAAUUUAAGUCACAAUUCAAACCAAAAUGAAGAUGAAAAAAUAAAUUUUAUUUUAAUUUUUUUUUUUUUUUUUUUUUAUUAUUGCAUUUUCAUCAGUGCAUUUAUUCAUUUAUGUUUUCUCUUAACUACAACCUAUCCUAAAACUUCAUAUGUUUUCUCUUAACUACAACCUAUCCUAAAACUUCAUAUUACAUGUUUCCCCCAAGCUAUUUUAAACUUUUUAAAUUACAAAAAAAAUCUUUACCAAUGAGCAUUUAAAAGGAAAGCCGAAAAAUUUAAUUUAUUAGAAGUUACUCUACUAUAAAUAAACACAUGUAAUAUUUUGGUCAAUUUGUAGCAGUACAGCAGUAAAAAAUAAAACUGAUUCUCCCAAGACAACAUCAUGUGUAAAUAAUCCUUUACAUUAUCUCAUAUUCAAUAUAGAACAUUCACGGCAUCGUGUCUUUUGUAUUCAUAUGUCACUCAGCAAGUCUAUCCUCACCCGACUCCUUCAAGAAGAAUUAGGUGGCAACUGUCACACGAGGGCUCUCAUUUGUUUGAAGCCGGAGUCCAGUGGCGACACUGUUACAGCCAUCCUCAAAUUUUGUAACAAUCUUGCUCAAGUGAAAAACUUUCCUAUAGUCAAUGACACAUUUGCCCAGGUAAGUCAGAAAUAAGUUUUGUCACAAGGGUGAUGUGUGUUGUAUUCAAUGGAACCUCAAAUAUACACAAAUGCACCUACAUUUGAAAUGAUCAGCGAAUAACAUUUUAAAUAUUUUCUUUUAAAAACUGUUUUGAUUGAAAUCGUUUUAUUGUUAAAUUAAUAUAUUUAAAGCAUUUAAAUUGUUUAACUGUGUUUGGGGGGGCCUGGAAAAAAAGUCUGGCCACCUUUCUCUAUCCUCGAGGCACUGUCUGAAAUCAAUUAUAGAGCCGUGUAAAUAUUAAAAAUAUUGAAAUAAUAAUAAUAUUCCAUCACACAAAGAUUUUGAGGAAAGUAUAAGUGAACAAUUAAUUUACACCACUUUUAACACAGUUAAUCUGAACAGUAAGUCAAAGAAGCAAAGAUUUCAAAUGACACACUGUAGUUGAAAUUUUAGGCAUGCUGGUGGUUUCCUUACAACAAACAAAUAUGCACAUUAAAUAAAACAAAACAAUCCAAAAAUGUAUUAAAUUUUUUUUCCAUUGUUGCUAGUUUAUGUUAUGAUACAUUCUUUAUAAACUCAAAAAGAAAAUUAAUUAUUUAAAUUAUUAAAUACCCUCUAACCAAAAACGUCUAUAGCAAAUUCCAAAGAGAUAGUUACAAUUUCAGAAGAGUUCUCUUCAUUAUGAAUUUCUUCCCCAGGGUUUAUUAACUCAGAGCCGGGCCAAAUUUCUUGCUGCUAAGCUUGGUGGUGUCAGUCACACCAUGUCAUCAACAGCGCCGUACGGGCCUGACAUGGGCUCAGACAUACGUAGACUUCAGACAGAAAAUGUGAGUCACUUAAAAUGAUGUGCUCUUAAGAUUUAUUUCAUUACCAUUAAUGAUGUCUGCAUGUUUCUAAAUCUCAUUUACUUCUUGCAUGCUUACGCUUACACAUUUUUUUUUUAUCACCCUGUCACUUGAACUAAAGGUAGCUCUAUGAUUUUGACACUUUGAAUUAAACCCUGCCCUAAAGUCUUUUGGUCCUGUGAUGAUCAUAAUUAAUUGUUGGGUGACACAAGAAAGAAUCUGUGUUCAGCCCAGAUUUGUAAAAGAUGUGAAUACAUCUUUUAAAUGUUUUUUUUUUUUAAUUAAUUUUUUUUUAAAUUAUAAAAAGAGAAUGAUAAACAUUUAGCUAUGAUAUUAACAUUCAGUUCACUUCAUAUCAAUACAACCUUUGUAAAAAUCAAUUUACCCAAGGCUUUGUAAGGACAUUUGAUGAAGAUAAAGUUGCACAUUAAAAAUAUCUACUGUUGCCGCCAAAUCUAAAUUCAUGCACAUACUUGUUAAACAUGUGGUAGAUUCAGUACGGUUAAUUUUGGUAAAUACUGUAUGGCUUAUAAAUAAGAAUUAAAGUCAUGAAUAAUAAUUUUUAUGAUAUGUAUGCAUGUCUGGCAUGCUCAAUAGUGCGCAAAAUAAUAUUUGAAUACGUUUUGUCAAGUAACUUUAGCAGAAGGGGCUCACAAACUGAUCCCCCCCCCCCAAUUGUUGGGUGUGUUUUUCCUCUAGUGUACAUAAAUUAAUAUUUUAAAAUGUUUAAUUGACAUGUGUUAAAAAAAAGUAAUUCUUGUGUUAAAACUUUAAUCACAAAAAAAUGUUGCUCACUCCCAAUUCUUCUCUCAGCUCGUCCUGAAGGACCAAAAUGAACGCCUCCAACUGCGUCUGGACCAGCUGAGCAACAAGUUCGGUCAUGUGGCCAGCACUAAAACAGAUCUGUCCCAACAGCUGCUACUCAGUGAGGAGGAAAAGCUGAAGGUUGGUGUUCUUGUGUUGCUCAGACAGGAACUGUUGUUGCGUUGUAAUUGACUGAACUCCCAUGCAAUUUAUUUGACUAAUUUUCAGCACAACAAAAAAAAUCUCAUGUCUUGAAAGGUUUAAAACCUGCGGGCUGAGAAAAUAAAACCUUACAAAGGAAUUCCAGUGUUUCCUCUUCAUUUACCCCUCUGUGCCUCUCACAGUUCUUAAGCAGUUCAAGUUUUAAAGAAUUAUUUCAUACAUAUGUUAAAUGAAACCACAGAUAUUGAAUAUGAUAAAAAUAAAAUCAGACAAACUUUUAAAAUGCAGAUAUUGGAAACCAUCUAGUGUAAUGUUGCCAGGUAUUUUUUACUGUCUUGCCAGGUUUCCCAGUCUCUGGUGGAGAUGCAGAUUGAAAAUAAUAAGAUUAAAGAGGAGACAGAAGCCACAAACUUUGAGCUGACAAACAAGGUGAGUGAGGAGUUUGGUGAGUGGGAGGAGUUUCGUGGGUGAGGAUUUUAGUGAAUGGAUAUUGUAGUAAAUGCAGAGUUUAGUGAGGAAGAAUGUGGUGAGUGAGGAGUUUGGUGAGUAUGUAUUUUUUGUGAGUGUGAGGAGUUUCGUAAUGGAGGAUUAGGUGAGGGAGGAAUUUUGUGAGUGAGGAGUUUGAUGAGGGAGAUACUUUGUGAAUGAGGAGUUUGUUGAGUGAGGAAUCUGGUGAAAGAGAAUGUGGCGUUAAAGGAAUUUGGUGAGUGAUGAGUUUAUGAGAGUGAGUAAUACAAGACAUGAAGCACUUUGUUAAUUGAGAAAUUUGAUGAGUGAGUACUUUUGGCUGCUGAGGAAAGUGAGAAAUGUUUAUGAUAUUUGAAUUUUGGGAAAAAGGAAUUCAGUCACUUACUUAAGUCAUUAUUAAUAUUUUUAAUAUUUGCAAUUAGUAAAUUUGGGAGUAAUCAAUAACUUUUAAAUUUUAAAAAAAUAUUUGAAAGUAAAUCUGUUCAGGUCAGCCUAUGACCUGUGAUGCACCCUACUUGCCCUGCCUCAUUUUCUGUCUCGGGUUGAUCCUGUAGUAUAGGCCAACACGUGCCAAAGUGUACUCGUUUUAUAGCCAUUUUAAUUGUUUCUAUAGUAUAGUAGUUACUAUCCUAGUGUAUCUGGUUUUUCAUUUUAAUUUUACUUAGUUUACAUGUUUUUAAUAAUUGUAAAGCGCUUAGAGCUUUAAGGUAAGCGCUAUAUGAAAAUGCCUAAAUAAAUAAAUAAAUCAUUUUAAAAAAAAAAAAAAUUGAAGAAAUAAAAUCAAAAGUGAGUUUUUUUAAUGACCAAAUCAGUAACAAACAAAAAAAGUUUUUGUCAACUUUUUUUCCAUCAGUGCCUGCAUUUUUCAAGCUGAGAAAUGAACUUAUAACCCUAAAUUUAAUUAAUAUAUCAUGUUUAGUUGGGGGGGAGGACUGGUGGUUUUCACGUGAGAUAUGCAGUUUAGUUUACAUAAGAUAUGUAAUCUUAUUGUCCCCCAUGAAUACAGGUUGGAAAUUUGUUCAGAUACCUGUGCUCUGCACUCAGUUUGACUCCACUUAAUUUAACCCGCUCGAUUAGAAGGUUUAACCAUUCUCCUGGUUAGUGGGCUUGGUUAGUUAGUCCCAUUGGGGCAAAUUUGUGCAAAAGGAUUGAUACAGAGAGAUGUAAUACUAGGCAGUAAAAUAUAGACUGUGGCCCAUAUGUCUUUCAGGAUGUCCAGUUUCUUUCAGUGCCAAAUGUGUAUGUGUAGUAAGCUUUCACAUGGCUAGGUCUACCUAAUCAUCCCUUAAUGUCUAAAUCACCAAAUUUGGUAUUGGAAUUAAUCAGUUUGGGGAAAGUCUACCAAACAUCAACAACAACAUCCAUGCAGAGUCGUCAUGUGACUUUUGGAGGCCCGCUUUACUUUUCUUUUUUUUUUUGUCCUCUGCAUUCAAAGUUGAUAAUUUAUUGUUCUCCACAUCAAAAUUUUCUUCCUCUUAACUAUUCCAGGCCCCAUGCAGAAGGCUUUGCUUCCAUGUAGAUAUUUUUUUUAUUUAUGUUUCAAAAACUGUGAAAGGAAAAUAUAUUUGAGGGGUGGCUGUAUAAAGUUGUGGUGCCCUCACACGGCAUUUGUUUGAGACUCCUUACUAUAUUAAUGUACUGUACAUUUCCUGUGUACUUUUCUUUGUCCUGUCACUGGUCUGCACAUUUUUGUGUAUAUACAGUGUAUUAUGCUUGAAUUUUUCCGUAGUAAAACAUUACAAAUCUUGUAUUUUCUUUAGUACGUGUAUCUCUUCUACUGCCUCCAUAAUCUGUCUGUAUCUUUUGGUUCUGGGUCCUCCUCAUCUUCUUUGCCUUUUCAACUCCCAGUGGAGCCUAGGCCAUUAACAAUUUCUUUUCAAGGCUGUUUGCCUUGUGACAUCUUCUCUGAUUCUUUUCAACUCUUUUCAAGCUGUAUAUUAUAACUUACUGUUAAUCUCUCUUUGCCGGGUGUUUUUUGGUUGUUCCUUUCGUCUUGAUCCUCGAGAGUUCCUGACCUGGUGGUGGUUUUGUUAAAUUUGGCAUCGGUUUUUAUUUCUGGCUUCCACUGGUUGAAAUAUUUAUUUAUCUGCUCCCACAACUGCUCCACCUUCUUGACGUCUAUGAGACCACAUGUGGUUUUUUUCUUCCUCAGAUCAUCAUGUUGGAGAACCAGCUGACUGAGGCCCAGAAUGCCGGCGACAGACACAAACGUUCCGCUAAGGCUGCUAAGGAGAGGCUGAGGGAAAUGGAGGCUGACAGGAAGGAUCUGGCUGAUGAGUAUGUCGUUCUCAAGACCAACUACCUGGCAUUGACCAAUGAGCACAAGAGGGAGGUAACUACAUCCAUUUUAUAAACACUGAUAAACAUUUUAAUAAAAGAUGUGUCUCCAUUACAUAGAAGAAUGACAGACCAGCACUCAAAUGACACUAUUCUGGAAAGGAUGGGAAUGAGGGACUUGAAUGACAUCUCGAUGGCUAUUUAAUGUUUUAGAUUUUCUUUGAGACUAAAAAUGUCAUUGGUUUUUGUUUAUUUUUAUCAUUUGACAGAUUUCAAAUUAGUUUUACACAACCAUUCUGAAAAAAAAACAAAAAAAACCAAAAAAACAGCAUCAUUAAAACUUUAGGAGCAAAUUAAACAUGAACAAUGGUCAUUUUUGUCAACUUCAGGGAGGUUGUUCUAUUUAUUGUAAUUCACUUCAUGUGACUAUCCAUAAACUGCAUCUCUGUAUUAGCAUGUUUCAUACUGAUAUUAAAAUAACCUAUACAUAUAAAAAAAAAAAAAAUUCUAUCUAAGAGUUCUGAUGUCAUUGAACAAUCCAAUCACUGGUGUUUCUUUCAAUUUAAGUCACAAUUCAAACCAAAAUGGAGAUGAAAAAAUAAAUUUAAUUUUAAUUCUUUUUUUUUUCCGGCUAACUGCAUUUUGGAAUAUGUUUGUAUUGUCUGCGAAUGAAUCUAAAUGUUACAAACUAUUUAACUAGGGUUUCCUAAGGUCUAGUCUGUUAAAGAAAUACACCAACCAGUUAUUAAAAUAUGUUUGAACAUAAAGAAAAAGAUAUAAUUUAUUACAAAAAUUUAACACCGAGAUGGUUCACUGAGUGAAUUUUUCAUCCCAAAAAUAAUGUAAAUUCUAAAUUGCACAGAAAUGAGAUGCUGGGCAUGGCUGUAGUAAAAGGAGUGUGUGAAAAUAUUUUCAACUAGUUAACAUCACAAGGUAACACUUCGAUUAGUUAGGAAAGUCUCAUUUUAGGUCUGAUAAUUGUUACAAGUGUUUUUUUUUUUUAAAUGUUGGCUUUGUCAUACAGUGCAGCAGAAAUGAAAACCUGGCAAUAGAACUGCUCAACCUGGUCAACAACAAGGCGGCACUCAUGAGACAAGUCCUGAUACUGACCAAUGGUGACCCAAGUACAGCCGAUGACCCCACUGCUGAAAUCGCUCGCAUCAGAGCCAUCAUCCAGCAGAACACAUCUGGAAAAAUUAAGGUGUGGAUAAACAAACGUUUUUUGCUGUCUUUAUUAACUCUAUUUUGACAAAAUUUGGUCUCAAAGCCAUGUCACUGAGAGAUAAAGCCAUGUCACAGAGAGAUAUAAAGCCAUGUCAAAGAGAGAUAAAGCCAUGUCACAGAGAGAUAAACUUUCCACCUACUCAUCUCCUGAAUAAAGGAUAAUAAAUUAAGGACUAAAUUCAAGCUGUGUGAAGGAAAUAGUGGGACAAGGUAAGCGAAAGAUUUAAAUAUAUAGGACAAUACAAGAAGAACCUUUCGGCAAGUGAAGACAAUUAGACGAAAGGUCAUUCAUUUAUUGUCCUGUGUAUAUCUUUCAGGCUUCCACUUACAUUGUUCCACUAUUUCCUGAAUACGACCACCACCCCACACACACUCAUUGCAGCUGGAGCCUAGUUGUCAACUCCAUCACAUUUGAUAACAAAUUUCUCCUCUCCAACUUUUGUGUUUAAAAUAAACACAUUGUUCUAGUUAUUCUUAAUUAUGAAACAGUUAAACUACCUUAGGUCAAUGAGUUAAUUUGUUAGUUUUAAAAUGUGAAUUUUUCUGUAACAUUUUGUCUAUGUGUGUUAAAUAGAACUUUUCAUAACAUUAAGAUUGUUUCCCUAAUUAAAUUGUUACUUUAAAGUUUUCACUGUUUUUUUUCCUGUUUAAAGGCAAGUCAAAAUCCCCAUUUUUAAAAAUAGUCUUUGUUUAUUGAAACAAGUUUACAUAAGAUAUGUAAUCCAACUUGUAAUGAAUUUUUCUGUAACAUUUUGUCUAUGUGUGUUAAAUAGAACUUUUCAUAACAUUAAGAUUGUUUCCCUAAUUAAAUUGUUACUUUAAAGUUUUCACUGUUUUUUUUCCUGUUUAAAGGCAAGUCAAAAUCCCCAUUUUUAAAAAUAGUCUUUGUUUAUUGAAACAAGAACUUGAUCAGUAUGAUAUAUAUAUAUCAGAUUCAAGUUCAAGUGAUUUUGUGAAAAUAAUUACAAGUUUCAUUUGAUCUAAUUAAAUUCUUUUCAGGCUGAUGAAAUUUUAGGAUCACAGAGGGACAGAGAACUAAUAGAGGACAGGGUAAGUCUGACAGGGUUAUUCAUCUUGCACUGCCAAUUGAGAAAUAAUCUAUAGAAAUACAAUCACAGGUGUGCACAGUUUCAGAACAGAUCAAAUUUACAAAAUAUUUAGCACGUUUUUAAAAACUACAAAUCCUUAAUAUUAUUUAUUACAUUAAGAAAUGGGGUCAGCGGGCUAUCGAGCUUGCGCUCUUUAUGCCCUCCCCAAAACACCCCUCCCCAACCCGGUAUCGGGCCGUGGAGCGGCACGUCGGGGAUGUCCUUUUGUCAGGACAGCCCCCACCCGAGUCUGCUCGACCAGGUCUCCGCCGGGGGCCGUCCUAACCCAAAGACACCCGGUCGGUCCGACACUGUGUUAUUUCGCACAGUGCACACGAUCGACUUUCUCAGGAGUCGGGAUGGAAAAUUUUACGUCCUAAUAUCUUCCCCCACCCAUCCCGGGGAAGCGUUAGACGCCCUAUAAGAGGGAUUCUACAGUGGGUUUCCACAACGCAACUAAUUCGCGAUGCAGCUGGGACGAAACGGUUGCCUUUGAGCAGCUUCUCAGGGCUGCGUAGUAAGAAUCAUCGGCCAGAGGUUACCACCUUCGCCUCUCGCCUCAUAUCCAUUAACACCAACUUGUAAUCAUGAUCCCUACCCUGUCACUGCCUAUUGUUCCAGUUGGGAAAUAUCACAACUGGGAGCCCUGUAGGAGCUGUUUUAUGUACCACAGGUUGCCGAGCACAUCCCCACAUCCCUUGUCUGCCCACGCAGGAUGCGCCCAGUGGUCGUGUUUCCCGGGUAACGUCGAGGGGGUCGGUGGCCAUCGCCUCAUACAAAUCCUUAAUAAAACUAUUGAUUUUGAUGUAAUUCUAAUAUAUAAAAGUAACAAACUCUUAAAAUUAUGCAGACAUUUUCUUGCUGUUUAAAUUUUGUAUCUUUAAAGUUAUACUUUAAUAUUGAUAAAUUUAUCGAUUAUUUGUAUUUCAUUUAAAAUUAACCCCAUAGUAGUGUAAAACUAUUGUAAUUCUUGGCUGCCUGUAAUUAUCAACAAGGAAAAAAGUUUGAAGUUUUACCUACAAACUUUUUAUUAUUAUAAAUAUGAGCAAGGCUUUAAUGAAGACACUGAACCAGUGGACCUAAUCUUAUAGCCAGUAAAAUUGACAGUUUUAAAUGAGAAUAGUAGGUUUGCAGAGCUAUUACAUAUUUUAAAUUUAAAAAAGUAGCUUUGCAAAGCUAAGACAUGUUUUAAAUGAGAAAAGUAGCUCCUCUGCAUGUAAUGUGUUGAUGUCCCUCUAUUUUUUAAAAAAUUAUUUCUGCAGCUGUUUGCCAGCAAGAGGAAGUUUGAAUCUGAGAUUAACCGCCUGAAAAACGAUUACGGAGACGAUAAUAGAAAAUAUGAAUCUAGAAUGUAAGCAUUUUUUUUUCAUCAGUGAAAUCUGAACCCAAACAUUUUUGACUUGCUGAAAUAUCUCAAAAGUCAGUAUGAAAAGCAGAAAUUUGGUGUAACUUUUUUUCCAUCCUAUGUAUGGAGCUACAAAAGAAUAAAGAAGAAUGCAUUGUAAUAAAAUGAAAUCGAUACAUUCUUAAUUGGUUAUGAUAUUUUCUACAUUGAGACUCUAUUCUGCACCUUAAGCAUGUACAUGGUGUAGAAACAGAUGAAUAAUUAUGAAGUUUAUUCCAUUGUCAUGACAGGAAUUCCAUAAUGAAAGAGCUGGCAGACACCAGGGUGUUGGCCAGGGAGAGAGGACAGAAGAUAUCAGAGCUAAAUGCUGUAAGUAAAUAAAUAAGUAGCAUGAAAUUGCAGACCUGUUUACCCUCAAACUCUUAAAAUCGUACAAUAUCAUCACAAAAUCGUUUAAUACAUUAUCUUAAUAGUGAAAAAUAAACAUACAGUAUAUAUAAUGUAUACACCUCAAAAUCGUAAAUUGUACGCCAAAAUCGUAAGAGUAAACAGGUCUGAAAUUGUGCAAAUCAAUUAUUUUGUGUGUGCCGAGUCUCAACCAGUGGAUCCCACUCUUUUUGAGUCGUAGGGUCAUUUUUAGAAUCAAUUUUUAUGGGGGUGCCCCUAGUGCCCACUCUGGGUGUUAAAAGUUAAUAGUGUUUAGGAGUUUCUGGGUAGGCCUUAGAGCCCCUGAGAAGUGCAUAUGGGGCUUGGGUUUUUGAGCAGUCGUCUAACCCUAUCCAUUUAUUAUUUAAGUUUCUUAUUCUAUAUUAUCAGUUUAUUGUAGUUAACGAUUAAUUUUGGUCUCCCAACCUGGGUUAUUCAUGGGUGGUGUGAGUUGGUAUGUCAGGGGUGCAAGGUAAAGUUUUGUUUUAUUUAAUUAAUUUAUGUCAUUAAUUAUUUCAGAUUUUUAUUAUGUUUGUUAAAUUGUAUGUACAGCGUGGUGAGCCCAGCCCUAGGCUGGGGUACCACGCUUAUAAAACCACGUAUGAUAAUAAUAAUAAAGUGAUUAUGAAUAUAAAUAUAUAUAUCAUAAUAAUUUUUUUUUUCAAUUUUAACAUGCACUGUUACUUGUAGAAGGGAUGCUAGACUUAGUCAAACAGUUUAUAGGUGUGCAGAAUGUAGAGAAAGUUAGGAAACCCUGUUGCAAAUUACGAAAUUGAUGUGUUUGCUUGUUUCACAGUAGUCGUUAGCCUGUUUUUUUACCAAAACUUAACCAGUUUUAAAGGAAAAUAAUUUUAACUUCUCAAUUAUUUUGGGUCUUAGAAAUGAGCUUGAAAAUGAGUUUUUAGUUUUUACAGCAGAUGAAUAUCAACAUUUGUUCUUUCUUAUCAGAAACUGAUCACACUCAGGGGGGAAAAGGAGUUUGUGGAGACUCAGACAAAUCGUCUGCAGCAUAAGGUCAAGGACCUGGGUGAAGACUUCAGGGCCAGACUGGUUAAAUAUGUUGAGGACAUUGCUGUAAGUUUUUGCAUAAUGACUAAGGUUACUUCAUAUAACUGCCCUGGUAGGAGCUUCCUCAUUAGGUUAAAUCUGAAGCAGAAUGGUAUCCAACAUAUUCAUACAAUUUAACUGGCUAUCAAAUUUGGCAGUUGGAGGCUUUUGGGUCGGACGCACCUGGACUGGACAAUUGAUAGGUUCAUUUAAAGGACCCAUCCCAUGAGGAGAAGUAAAAAUAUUAGACAUGUCCAUCUCCUGCCCUGUUGACAUAGUUUCAUAUCUUACCGUAUGACCAGGAAUAUGUUGACAAGGGCAGCGGUGUCCCUGGACAGCAACAGCAGAAGAAGAUGAGAGAGUAUGUCGACAACAUGCUUAAGGACAUCAGAAGGUCUCACAAGGAGAGGGAGGACCAGCUCAGUCAGGCGGCACAGGCCUUCAGGAAGCGCCUCCAGAACAUAGUAAACAAAUAUGAGCAAGUUUUAAUAGCCUACAGGUUAGGAUUCUACAGUUUACUUAAGUUAUUAGUCUUGUCAGAUGCAUUAUGGUAAUGUUUUAUUUAAUAGAUGUCUGGCUUAAAUAACAAAUAAUCAUCACACCAUCUAUUUAAAAAUGGUAAGUUCAAUGUUUGUAUAUAAAAAUAAAUAAUUACAAAGCAUAUGUUCUCAAUAUAUUUAUACGGCAGUUUGAGGGUUAGUGGGUUAAAAUAAUAUUUUCAAAUUAAACAUUUAUUGCUUAGAAACUUACGACAGACUUGUGAAGCACGGGGUUUUGACAGAACAGACCUCGGACCAGAUGAAUAUGACCUUAAGCUCGAUGACACGGAGAUACAGUCGUCUCACCUGAAGGAGCUCGACAAGACCAAGACGGAGCUCAGCAAGGCUAAAACAGAGUUGGACGCUGUCAAACUACGGGUAAAUUCUUCAGUGAUACAGAAAUGA
Molecule: messenger RNA, 12720 nt
Organism: Lymnaea stagnalis (great pond snail)
Lineage: Eukaryota; Metazoa; Mollusca; Gastropoda; Lymnaeidae
Source: the annotation of a GenBank genome assembly